Messenger RNA from Mastomys coucha (southern multimammate mouse), 2309 nucleotides. It is a transcript of the gene Egfl7, whose product is annotated as EGF like domain multiple 7. NCBI's taxonomy places the organism in Eukaryota, Metazoa, Chordata, Mammalia, Rodentia, Muridae. Gene Ontology annotation, molecular function: signaling receptor binding; calcium ion binding. The record is from RefSeq and is a predicted model, not a curated record. Gene Ontology annotation, biological process: anatomical structure development. Gene Ontology annotation, cellular component: cell surface; extracellular region. Bases 1224 to 2060 code for a protein of 278 amino acids. The transcript is spliced from 10 exons.
AACCUCUGUGCCACUAGCAGGCUUCUGUGCAGGCCAUAAGGAAAGCUUCGGAUGACAGGACAGGCGUGCAGACCUCAAGAGGGACCUUGGGCAGCAAACACUCCCUUGAAGGGCAGGUUGCAAUGCCGGGUUGGCUCAUGGAGGCAGCAGAGGUGGCCUUGGCCAGGCCUGGGCGGCAUCAGCCUCCAGCAGCAACAGCAAGGCGCUGGCCGUUCCACUUGCCCAUAAGAACAGCGGCCACUAGUACCCAGGGGAUGACUAGAGGCCAGACCACAGGUGAGUCCCCAGUAAACCUUGUGGGCAGCAGCCAGGAGCCCUGCCUUGCAAGGAGCAUGCACAGGAACAUGUGUAAACCAAGACAUGGCUGGGGUUGGAGAAAUUAACAAGGCUUAGGCACCCAAAGAGCUGGGACAAUUACAGAAGCAGCAGAGUUGCAGAACUAAUUCAGAAAUGGAGACUGGGAGAGAGAAAAGAUGACCAAUCCAGAAGUCUGGGGGUGGAGGGCUGUCAGCUCAUAGGAGCACCAGGGGUGGUCCUGAUGGUCUCAAAUAAGGCAGUGACACCAGUGAGAGUGGCCAAGGGGUGACAGGAAAGAGCCCAUGGCUGCCAAGGAGGCUUGUGGUCACACCUAGAUCUCAUCUGUACUCUGCCCAGUGAUCUCAGUCUAGUAUUGUGGCUAGGUGUGUCAUGAUGCCCACCUUUUGCAUGGCUGCAGGGCCAGUCGGACUUCAUCUCAUCAGGCAUCUAGUUGUAGCCUUCUAAUAUCAUUCAGGAGCAACUCAUCAGUCAGGCGGCUGAGAGUUAGCCAAGUCCUUGUGGGAGCCAUUCAUGACUCCCUGACUCCUAUAACUUGUUUAGUCCUACGUCCCCAGCAGUCACGUGAUCCCUGUGCAGGGCUGAGAACAGGAUGCACCAAGGAGGCUCGCAAGGCAGCGUUUAGAGGCUGGAUUGCUUCUAGACCGCCCGGGUCUGGCUUACUCGCUAUAACACUAGGGAACUGCCGCUGCAGAGGCUCAGUUUUCCCAUUCACAAAAUGGGGACGGACAGAUGGGGGAGCCGGUGGGGCGGGGGUAGGGCUCUAGCGCAGCCACCAGGUGGGGCGGGGCCGAGGGCGGGGCGGGGCGGGACUCGGGUCCCCAAUAGCGCAGCGGCGGCGGCAGCGGCGGCGGCGCGUGCGCGCCCCGGACCGCGCGGGCACAAAAAGAAGGCUACCUCACUUAUAGAUGCAGACCAUGUGGGGCUCCAGAGAACUGCUUGUAGCAUGGUUUCUAGUAUUGGCAGCAGAUGGUACUUCUGAACAUGUCUACAGACCCAGCCGUAGAGUGUGCACUGUGGGGGUUUCCAGAGGUUCCGUCUCAGAGACCUUUGUGCAGCGUGUGUACCAGCCUUACCUCACCACUUGUGAUGGACACAGAGCCUGCAGCACCUACCGAACCAUCUACCGGAUUGCCUAUCGCCGUAGCCCUGGGCUGACUGCCACAAGGCCUCGCUAUGCCUGCUGCCCUGGUUGGAAGAGGACCAGCGGGCUUCCUGGGGCUUGUGAAGCGGCAAUAUGCCAGCCUCCAUGUGGGAAUGGAGGGAGUUGCAUCCGCCCAGGCCACUGCCGCUGCCCUGUGGGAUGGCAGGGAGAUACUUGCCAGACAGAUGUUGAUGAAUGCAGUACAGGAGAGGCCAGUUGUCCCCAGCGUUGUGUCAAUACUGUGGGGAGUUACUGGUGCCAGGGUCGGGAGGGGCAAAGCCUAUCUGCAGAUGGGAUGCUCUGCCUGUCUAAGGAGGGGCCCUCCCUGGUGGCCCCAAACCCCACCGCAGGAGUGGACAGCAUGGUGAGAGAGGAGGUGUACAGGCUGCAGGCCCGGGUUGAUGUGCUAGAACAGAAGCUGCAGUUGGUGCUGGCCCCACUGCACAGCCUGGCCUCUCGGUCCACAGAGCAUGGGCUACAAGAUCCUGGCAGCCUGCUGGCCCACUCAUUCCAGCAGCUGGACCGAAUUGAUUCACUGAGUGAGCAGGUCUCCUUCUUGGAGGAACAGCUGGGGUCCUGCUCCUGCAAAAAAGAUCUGUGAUAGCCUCUCACCGCCCAGGUUGGAUUGAGCAGUCACCCCUUGGUCCCUUCUGGCCAGAAUUUAGGUGCUGUCUGUCUAGUGGUGCCUGUGAGCAGAAGGCCCUGCUUGUUUGUCCCUGUCUUACGAGAUUCCUAGGACUUGGGCAUUAGGGAGUGGGGCUUCCAGGAAAGGUAUGAGAGCUUGCUGUCUAAGAGGUAAGGUGGGGAUUGUCUCCAUCUUUGUCAUAAUAAAGCUGGGACUUGAGCUGCU